Molecule: messenger RNA, 2170 nt
Organism: Spirometra erinaceieuropaei
Lineage: Eukaryota; Metazoa; Platyhelminthes; Cestoda; Diphyllobothriidea; Diphyllobothriidae
Source: the annotation of a GenBank genome assembly
CGAUAGAGUGACAGCCCGAAACGUCAGGCUAAUUAGAUUCUUGCUCAAGUGAUCUUAUCUUCUUACGAGCAGAUUAAACUAGUCCUUCAUGGCUCACCCCUGGCGUGUAAUAUGGUAUAAUGGAGCUACCAGAGAUUUGUUUAUCACUAUGUUCAAUACACGAUAGGUUGAAAGUCGCAAACGACGAUGCCCAUCGUGGAUCCCACAGAAUGCUGGGCUGAGGAGCUAAACAGUUCACAUCACCUGGUUCAUAUUACGCGUAUCGUGCUUUCUUUAGGACGGCUGCGAUCUCACACACACACACACAUGUGUGUGUGAGUUUGUCAUAGAAGCUGCAUUCAGAAAGAGCGGUCAAAAAGGGAUCUUCGUCCUGAGAGGAGGACCGACUUACCCCGUUAGUUAGCAACCCUCCAAUGCUACGACUUUUGACGCCUCCAGGUGGAUUUUAGCACGUCAGACUCAUUUUAGCGAGGAAUGGGCAAAAGUGCGUAAGGAUGGGCUCCCCGAGAGUCGACCUUACUAUUCUUUCUCGCAUGCACCCCUCCACUGUCCGAGCCUGUCUGCCAUCCGGCGCUGUGAUUGGGCGCAGCGGCUGGCGCAGCCUGCGCCUAGACCUGUCAUCACACCUCAAUGAACCCGCGUGGACACUGCGCAACCGAAUUAACACGCCUCGUGAGCCAAACUGACCCUCGUUUUGGGCCGACGCGUUUCAGGGGGGGAGGUGGCAAGCAAGCCAGACAGUCUUACCAGGUUAUGGCACACAGAGCCAAGAAGUAAGGCGGUUUUUGUGCCGGAAAACAUUGUCAUUCGCACAGCCACAGUAAGUUGACUGCACAAGCAGGAUUUCCUAAGUAAUUCACCUAGAAUCCACCAGAGGGAACCCUGCUUGGGCAGUCAACUUACUGUAUCAGAUUUGGUGGAUUCCAGACGUUGCAGUAGGUUAGGCGGGUAAGUUGAUCCAAAUGUGAUUAAACUCGCGUCGUCCGGCGGGGCCCUCGUAGCUCAAGUGGUUAGAGCGUCGACUGUACUAAAGCCUUCGCCUUACUGCGUGGGUUCGCAUCCCACCGGGGCGCCGAGUUUUUCACAAUUGGGUCAAUAUGAAUUAUACAAAAUCCAUAAUGAUUUCUCCGGCUUACACAUGCUAUGUUUGUGAUUAAAACAGGUGAAUUUUACGUACCCUGGAAACCUAAUGUCUGCCAUCCGGCGCAGUGAUUGGGCGCAGCGACUGGCGCGGCCUGAAGCCUACGCCUAGGCCUGUCACCACACCUAAAUAGGCAACCGUAGUUAUGGGCCCUCGUGGACACUGCGCAACCGGAUUAACACGCCUAGUGAGCCAAACCGACACUCGUUUGGGCCGACGCGUUUCAGGGGGGGAGGUGGCAAGCAAGCCAAACAGUCUUUCCAGCUUAUGGCACACAGAGCCAAGAGGUAAGGCGGUUUUUGUGCUGGAAAACAUCGUCUUUCGCAAAUCCACAGCCGGCAAAAGGCCUGACCGACAACUGCACCCUAACCUCUUUUGGCUGGCGGAAGGGAGUUUACUCUCCCACAUUCGUAACGUCAUUGUCAAGGUAACAUGACCGCUAAGUAGGUUAGUAGCUUAAAGCAGGCAUGUCAGCCUAGCGAAAUUCCCAGCACUAUUUCGGCGACAGAAUUGCCUGUUUUGCGACGAAGAACUCUUGUCGGGUAAAUUACCUUUUGCUUAUCUGAAUGGUAUACUUUCUUUUCGGCGUUAACUCUCUCUCUCUGUCUCUCCCUAGCUUCUUGCGGACGACAAUCGGUUCCUCUUUUGCUACCUCCUUCCCACGGUCUACAGUGUGGUAAGUUGCAGUUUCUGUCUGUCUCCAGUUCUUCAAAGACCCCCCCCCCCCUAACUCAGUCAUAUACAACUCUCUCACUCUCUCUUUUUGACGAUGCUACGUCUAGUUCGCCCACGAGUUGACCAACAAUACGGACUUCAUCCGUCUCGUAGUGAGCAAAAUCGACCCCGGCCAGGCGAACUACCUCGUCUGCGAGAUACUGCGUGGCCACCUCAACUUCUUCCAUCGCUCCAACAUAACUGAAGUGCUGAGUACGUUUUGUUUUUUGGCACCUUUGUGUGUGUGCUUACGUGGCUUUGUGUGUUUUUGUGCUGUUUCCUACACGACAGUCCGACCGAUGAUGCCCACCGUGU